UUAAUAUAAACUUAACUUAAACUUAAAACUAAGAUCUUGAAAUUAAUUUCAGUCAGGUUCCCUCUUGAUAUUAUAGAUGGUAAUGUAGUUACUCAAGUGGUCCACAGUCCCAACAAAUUUGUCAUUAAUCAAACUAUGUAGACAGAAACAGCAGAGUACACCUGGGGCUUUUGGGGCCCUAAAGGGUCUAUGGCUCCUUGACAGUUGCCUACUUUGUCCAGUUAGUAUUUCAUCCUUGGAACAGUACUACUACAGUAAUUCUAGCCAUUGUUUUUCCCUAUUAAAACCUUGCGCCUACAUUACCCAUUAUGCAACGGAGCCGCCGACCGUUAGGUCAGACAUUCGGCUGCGUUAAACCACUCUCCACACUCUUGUCUACCUGCUCUUCACAUUGUGAAAUGAGCCUGGUCGGUUUUUACAAAAACCGGUUGUUGCCAGCCCAGCCCUGAUGUUAGUGGUGUACAUAAUGACCCCAGACUAUGUGACGACAGCCAUUGUAUCCGACCACAUAGAAAUUAAAGAUGAGGAUCUGAUUCAGAGGCAGCUGCAGGUCUUUUUCUGCUGCGUGGUGUUGCUGGGUCCAGACAUAUUCAAGAAUUUCCCCUCCAUCAGUCUUUCUGGCGAACAAUGUGGUCGCACCACACCGGGCAGGUGGAGAUGGGGGGACUGCGGAUGGAGCAGCUCGGCUGUGUUCCUGCUCUGCACAGACACCAGAAGAAGAGCUGCAGCCUGCAAAUGAAUCCUAAUAAUAUGAAGAGCUGCUGGAUACUUUCCUCUUCUUCUUUCACCAAGUGCAACCCGUGGAGGCUCUUUGACCCCGGAUGGCGCGGAUUUAUCUGCUCCUUUUCCAUCACAUGAUUUUUUUAAGUGUUAUAAAACAUCAUUGGGCCUUUACCUGAACCAAUAACCAUUUGACAUCAGAGCAGACUGUUUUAACAUCCCACUGCUGCCAGGUGUGACCGAGACCUCAAGCCACUGUUCUUCGGACCCAGCCUCAGCGUCGCCAAUCGGCUUCCCUCUUGGAGAGAGUGGACCAAUCAGCGACAGUCUUUGAUGAAUAUUCAUGAGUCCGAGAUUCAAACCUUUGAGCGAGUUUGUCUUGGUCCACAGCAUCAUACCUAGGACUUUUCACAGGCACAAACUACAUUUUCUUAUGAAUGGAAAGAGAAAAAAUCAGUUCGGCUUAAAUUGGGACACAUCCUUCACUGAGAUCAUAGAAGGAAAACAACAAAAGGAAGACAAGGGGAACCGCCAGAAGAGAUGACAAUGACUACAAUUCCAGAAAGUCUUAAUAGCCCUGCCUCAGGAAAAGCCGUUUUCAUGGAGUUUGGACCCCCGAGUCAACAAAUGUCGCCUUCCUCCAUGUCUCACGGACACUAUCCCAUGCACUGUUUACAUUCUGCAGGUCAUACCCAGCACGACAGCUACAGUCCAGGCUCAUCGUUCCCCAGAUCUUUGGGUUAUCCAUACGUAAACUCCGUCGGCAGCCAUUCCACCAGUCCAUAUCUCAGCACAGUACAGACCUACCAAAACAGCUCGGCACUCACACAGACUCGGUUAGAGGAUGCAGCACCAGAAACAGAGAAAAACACAGUGGUGGAAGGCGGAGAGGUUCGAUUCAAUGGGAAAGGGAAAAAGAUUAGGAAACCUAGGACUAUCUAUUCGAGUUUACAGCUUCAAGCGUUGAACAGGAGAUUUCAACAGACUCAAUAUUUGGCGUUACCGGAGAGAGCUGAGCUUGCAGCGUCGCUGGGUCUCACUCAGACACAGGUGAAGAUCUGGUUUCAGAAUAAACGAUCCAAAUUCAAGAAACUGAUGAAGCAAGGCGGUGGCACAAUUGACACCAACGCUUUAGCCAGUGGCCGUGGACUUUCGAGCGGCUCUCCUUCGGUGGCACCUGUUUGGAGCACACCGACCACCGUGAAGACUUCAGUGGGCACAACCGGAUCUUACAUUCCCAGCUACACCUCAUGGUAUCCAACCACACACCAAGAGUCUAUGCAACAGUCACAGCUCAUGUGAACAGAGACCUCGGCCCUCAACUCGGCUCGUGGCUCGUGUGUCAGGAUGGUGAAGGGGCUCACAGCCGCUCAGCGCGGCCCAGCACUGAUAAUGCACAACACCAACCCCGGAGUUUGCUGCCUAAUGCCGCCAGCUGACACAGUGGCCUCCUCAUACCGGAUGACGGCAAGCAGCAAAGAACAAGAAGAAGGCGAGGGAGGAGGAGGAGGAGGGAGCUGGGAGACUGAAAAGGCACGCAAUGCGCCCAAGGGCAACAAGUCCGGAAAUCGUAGACAAAUGGAUCUUUUUUUGGCUGCUGUUUAUCACUUUUGUGUCAGUUUCUAUUUUUUAAAAACAAGUCAUAUUUGUGUGAGCUAUUCUGUUAUUGAGCUCUAGGCUACAUGUUUAUAAGAAAACGCGUGUUUGUUUACGCCAGAUGUCGGACCCGAGGUGAUGACGACCUAAAACCAAUCUGCAUUCAUCAACAGCUAAAGGUUAAUCAGGCCAUAGGGGCGAUUCUUAAACCAAAUAAUAACAAAUUAUAAACUCCACCACCCGGCCAUUAUGCUUACAGCACAGUCAACCACAGAGCAUAUUGUGCAAAGCCUCAAAUUGCUACUAUGUUGUUUAUAUGUGUUUAUUAUUUAAGUUAAAUUAUUCAGGCUAGUUUUUCUGUUGAGGUUAGUCUGUGUUCAUUUUGUAAGUGUGUUUGAAAUAACAACACUGUGUUGUUAAUGCUGCACUAAUGCAAGCAGAGCUUUUUCUAUGCCGUGCCCCGAUGUUAUGUGAAAAAUGUAAAAGGCCUGACGAUUUGCUGCUUUAGAAAAAAAAAAAAAAAAAAAAAAAGAAUAAUCCUGAGGGUGAGCAGCUCAUAUGUCACUGUAUUUUGUACAUAAUUUUCAGAUUUGUUUUUGUGCUGUACUGGAUACGCUGUGAAACAGGGUUUUAGGCUUUCUGUAUUUGUCGAGAUGUGUUUAGUCAACAUAGAAAAUAUUUAGUUUUGUAUUGAUCACUUUAAUUUAUUUAUCUGUUUCUGAAGUUUAUGUACAUAAUGUGCAAAGUUUCAAAAGCAGUAAAAUAAUGAUUUAAAUUA
Molecule: messenger RNA, 3094 nt
Organism: Lates calcarifer (barramundi perch)
Lineage: Eukaryota; Metazoa; Chordata; Actinopteri; Centropomidae
Gene: dlx1a
Product: distal-less homeobox 1a
Exons: 8
Coding region: 1261-2022 (253 amino acids)
Biological process (GO): negative regulation of transcription by RNA polymerase II; cell differentiation; embryo development
Molecular function (GO): DNA-binding transcription factor activity, RNA polymerase II-specific; RNA polymerase II cis-regulatory region sequence-specific DNA binding
Source: RefSeq, a predicted model, not a curated record